AUGUACAGAUUCACACGGGGACGGUCAGCUCGCCCGAGUAUUGCAACUUUCAACCGUAUUGUUCACAACAACAGGAGGAGCCCCGAUAAUGUCAGCAUUCUGCAACGAUGUUCUUUCCACAACAGCAGACGCCUCGAUGCCCUGACGCCUUAUCGACUGGCAGAUAUCGGCGAGGGGAUCACCGAAUGCCGAAUUGUCUCGUGGUCUGUGAAGCCUGGAGAUUAUAUCCAACAAUUUGAUCCGAUUUGUGAAGUGCAGUCAGACAAAGCGACGGUUGAGAUCACAUCUCGAUUCGAGGGUACAAUUAAAACGCUUCAUUAUGAAGUUGACGAUAUGGCGCCUGUCGGAUCUGUAGGUGCAAAUAUGGCCAGCUUCAUGCACCAAUACCCUAACACUGAACAGGCACUCGUCGACAUUGAAACCGAGGACGUUGAAGAUGACCAUGAUCUCCCCAAUGGAUCGGGCGAUAGGCUCCUGGAAGAGGCUUCUGUAACCGACACGCCUACUGCAUCCGAAACCCCUCUCUCCAUUGCAACACCUGCUGUCAGACACAUACUCAAAGACCUCGGGCUAAAUAUUUCUGCCAUUACAGGAACUGGGAAAGGUGGGAGGGUUCUGAAAGAGGAUGUCCAGAGGCACGCUGCUGCAAUUGGCAUUACUCCGGGCUCUCAGCCAAUACAAAAAGCCUCGGAGAUUGAUCGUGAUCCUGGGCAAGACCGUCGGAUACCACUGUCAUUAAUCCAAACGCAGAUGUUCCACUCGAUGACCCGCUCGCUGUCGAUCCCGCACCUCCUCUACACGCAUACUGUGGAUUUGACAGAUUUAACGGCUAUGAGAAAACGGACCGUGAACGAUCGGAAUUUAUCAACUCUCCUUGGAGCGGAGGAUUCUGCACCGAAGCUGAGCGUUCUCCCAUUCGUCCUCAAGGCCCUGUCACAGGCAGUCACCGCGUAUCCUACGGUAAACUCGAUUCUCGACACUGAGAACGACCCGGCCAAACCGCAUCUUGUUUUGAAGACCGCUCACAACUUCGGCGUGGCAGUUGAUACGCCAAACGGGCUUUUGGUGCCUGUGGUUCGAAACGUGCAGGACCGGUCGAUUAUUUCCAUUGCCGCAGAGAUUUCCCGCCUCAGCACAUUGGCAAAGGCAGGACGGCUCAGCCCGAACGACAUGACAGGUGCUACACUGGUGGUCAGCAAUAUCGGGAGCAUCGGCGGCGAUGCAAUUGCGCCGGUUAUUUUGUCGCCGAUGACGGCAAUUCUCGCUAUUGGGCGGGCAACCCAAGUUCCUGCAUUCGCGACAGAUAUCCACGGACAGGAGACAAUCGUCAAGAAGGAGCAGGUGACGCUAAGCUGGAGCGCAGAUCACCGAGUUCUUGAUGGCGCAACCGUAGCUCGAUGUGCUCAGAGUGUAGGAUCAUGGUUGGAGAACAUUGAUGCCCUGGCCUUGACUUUGAAGUAG
Ilyonectria robusta is the source of this 1461-nucleotide messenger RNA. RefSeq names its product 2-oxoacid dehydrogenases acyltransferase-domain-containing protein. Lineage: Eukaryota; Fungi; Ascomycota; Sordariomycetes; Hypocreales; Nectriaceae. Gene Ontology annotation, molecular function: lipoic acid binding; acetyltransferase activity. Gene Ontology annotation, cellular component: cytoplasm; mitochondrion. The record is from RefSeq and is a predicted model, not a curated record. The transcript is spliced from 4 exons. The coding region runs from base 1 to 1461 and encodes 486 amino acids.